CCUUUCAUGCCUCCGUGUUUCCGCUUUCUCGCCUGCGUGUUCAGCUCGAGCCUCGGAACGCAGCAGUGUCACCAGGCUGUCGGUACCGGGCACAACCGGGACCCGCUGGCGCUGCCGGGCUCCCCGUCCGGCCGGAGUCCGUGCUUCCGUGCUGCCAGCUGGAGGCUGUGCCCGGGUCAGCCCGGCCCGCCGAAGCUGCUUCGCCCUCAUUGUUCUCCCGUGAAGUUUGCUAGAAGUGAUGUAAUGUAGCCCCGGCGGCGCGCCGGACUCCGGUUAAAAACUGCGGGUUUUCCGCCGCACUGCUACGCUGCUUCUGCGCACGUUUCGGGUUUGAUCCCGACUCCGUGUGUCGGGGUCACUCACACACCGCGUACACACCGGUCCUCAUCUUUAUGUCAUCGAUCCCAACUCCAUCCGUGGAUCCUUGCUGCUCUUCAUCACCGGGAACAACAGCCUGGGACUUUUAAAGAGAUCUGUUUGGUUAUGAAAUCAGGUAUGUUCCGAUUGGCUGCCUGCACUCGACCUCUGACCUCUGACCUGAGUGUGUGUCCGACCUCAGCCCCGUGGCCACGGCGAUGAGGAUGACCUGCUCUUGCUGAUGUUUGAAGGGUGGAUAGAAGGGCAGGAAUCCUGCGAUUACACAGCAGAGGGUUUUGGGAAUACUGGGAAUUGCGCGUGUGGAAUAUUCAGCCUGUAAACAGAUGCUCAUCAAGAAUGUGAAGCCUUUUAUUCCCUGAAAUACCGAAGUGUGAAAUUUUAGAUAACUGAUACAUGUCAAACGUUCAGAUGAUUUAUUGUUUUUUUACAUUUUAUUGGAUGCUAACGUUCCUGUUUGACUUCACGUUCUUCGUUUCUGGAUAUUUUUAUCUGCCUCCCUCUUGGCUGGAGGAAAUGGAUCAAUCUGCACUGAAGCGAGAAUACGCGACAGGAAGUUGAUCCCUACAGGGAGCGAAGACUAGAACAAACUGGGAAUAUGUCGUGGAAGAGGAACUACUUUGCAUCAGGCAGCAGUGGAAGUGGUGUCAGCGGAGGAGGAGGAGGUGGGGCUGGGACGCAGGGAAUCCUGACACCUCGCACCAUGACGUCCAUCGCUCCCAGCAAAGGGCUGAGCAACGAGCCGGGACAGAACAGCUGCUUCCUGAACAGCGCUCUGCAGGUCCUCUGGCACCUCGACAUCUUCCGCCGCAGUUUCCGUCAGCUGACCACCCAUAAGUGCAUGGAGGACUCGUGCAUUUUCUGCGCUCUGAAGAGCAUCUUUGCUCAGUUCCAGUACAGCAGCGACAAAGUUUUGCCGUCCGACGCGCUCCGCAGCGCGCUCGCCAAAACCUUCCAGGACAAGCAGCGGUUUCAGCUCGGCAUCAUGGACGACGCUGCGGAGUGCUUCGAAAACAUCCUGAUGAGGAUCCACUUCCACAUCGCAGACGAGACCAAAGAAGACAUCUGCACAGCCAGACACUGCAUCCCCCACCAGAAGUUCGCCAUGAUGCUCUAUGAGCAGUGUGUGUGCAGCAGCUGUGGAGCCUCCUCAGAUCCUCUGCCCUUCAUUCAGAUGGUCCACUACAUCUCCACCACCUCCCUGUGUAACCAGGCAGUGAAGAUGUUGGAGUCGAGGGAGAAGGCGACCCCGGGCAUGUUCGGGGAGCUGCUACAAAACGCCAGCAUGGGGGACCUGCGCAACUGUCCUAGUCAGUGCGGUCAGCAGCUGCGGAUGGCUCGCGUCCUCCUCAACAGUCCGGAGAUCAUCACCAUCGGCCUGGUGUGGGACUCGGAUCACUCGGACCUGGCCGAGGACGUCAUCCACACCCUGGGAACCUGCCUGCGCCUCGGGGAUCUGUUCUACAGGGUGACCGAGGAGAAGGCUCGGCAGUCCGAGCUCUACCUGGUUGGGAUGGUGUGCUACUACGGGAAACAUUACUCCACUUUCUUCUUCCAGACUAAGAUCCGCCGGUGGAUGUACUUUGAUGACGCACAUGUCAAAGAGAUCGGGCCCAAGUGGAUCGACGUGGUUUCGCGCUGCAUUAAAGGCCACUACCAGCCGCUGCUGCUGCUGUACGCCGACCCGCGGGGGACGCCGGUGUCUGCGCAGGACCUGCCCUCGCGCCUCGACCUCCACCACCUCAACAAGGCCUGUUACGACAGCGAAGACUCGGGCCGCGAGCCGUCGAUCUCCAGCGACACUCGCACCGAUUCGUCGACGGAGAGCUACUCGUACCGACAGCCCUCCCACUCGCACCAUGAGUCCCUGGCCAGUCGCUACUCCUCCGACUCCCAGGGAACCGUCAUCUGCAUCGACCGCCCAGACGGAGCCCCGCACGCCUCGCUCUGCAGCCUGGAUACCGUAGGCCACGCGACGGACGGUGAGCAGCAUCAGCCUCCGAGGAAAGGAGGCGUGGCCGGGGAUAGGAGGCGGAGCGCUAGCCGCCACCGGCGGUCUAAACCUGAGAACGAAGCGUCGUCGGCUGGUUACCACAGUGAGGGCGAGACGUUAAAGGAGCAGCAGGUUCCUCGUCACCUCCCCAAACCUUCGUCUUCCUUCUCAUCAUCGACCAGCCGCCUGCGAGACUUCAAGGAGACCAUGAGCAACAUCAUCCACAGCCGACCCCUCUCCUCCUCCUCCUCCACGUCUCUGCCGGCCGCCGGCUUCUCCUCUGAAAUCGCCCCCUCCUCGAACAGCAGCCAUCACCACCACCUCCCUGCCAGCAGCGCCGCUCCUUCCUCCUCCUCCUCCGCUGGGAAAGCUCAGGACUGGGAGGCCGACAGCACCAGCAGCGAGUCAAAGUCCAGCUCCUCCGGGGGAACAGGGAGGUACCGGCCGGCUUGGAGGCCCCGGAGGGAGGCGCUCAACAUCGACAGCAUCUUUAACCGCGAGAGGCGGAGGCAAGCGGGGUACAGCCCCCUCGGAGCGCCGCUGCUCGACGACUGUGGAGCUCAGGACGCCUCCUCGGCCCUGGAGGAGGUGACGCCUGUCCGGACGGGCUCCUCCAGGACUCUCCCCGCCUCCUUCUCCAGCAGCCACAGAGGAGGUGGAGCUGGACCGGGAGGUGAGAAGGAAGGAGCGGGAGGAGCCGUGCUGUCUCCCGCUGUUCCUCCUGCUGCUCCACCCAGGCUGAUCCAGAGGAUGGAGAGCGGCUACGAGAGCAGCGAGAGGAACAGCAGCAGCCCGGUCAGCCUGGACCUGAACCCGGGAGACAGGGAGUGUGUGGUGAAGAAGGCUUUGUCGUCCUCUUCCUCCUCAGGACCCUCGUGGAGGAACGCCCGCUCGAAGAGCAGCGGCGCUUUGCUGCAGGAGCUCAGCUCGUCCAACAGGGGGAGCCUCGCGCCCUCUGCAGGCCGCAGUGAGCUGGACGAGCUGCAGGAGGAGGUGCUGAGGAGAGCGAGGGAGGAGGAGCAGCAGCGGCGGCAGGAGAAGGAGAGGGAGGCGGCGCUCGGCUUCAACCCGAGACCCAGCAAGUACCUGGACCUGGACCAGCUGCAGAUCCAGGGUAAAUCGGACACUUACGAGCGGUGCGUGUCAGAGGCGGAGCUCCUGCUGGACCAGUCGAUGCGUCUGGAGCAGGCAGGCGAGGUCGCCGCCGCGCUGUCAGCUGUCAAUGAAGCUGUCUCCAAACUGCGGCCGGUGGUGGCUGAGGGUGGAGCUAGUAGUCACAGCCGGCUGCAGCGCUGCAUGAGGAGAGCCCGCAGCCUGCAGCAGCGCAUGCAACUGCUGCAGCAACAACAGCAGGACUCAGAGGCAGGCAGAGAGAAACCACCGCAGCAGCAGGAGGAGCAGCAGCUCCAGGAACAGCACAGGUACCGCUGCAGCCUGAUCAGCCAAUCAGAACGCACCAGCAGGUGGCGCCCUGUUACCUUCUGUGUAUUAAACCUUGUUAUUCCUGAUGUGUGAACAGAACCUGUGGAGGUUGGAGGUGUAAAUCCUCAGCUGAGCUCAAAACUCCUGACAUCUUACCUCCUCAUGGGCUGAUGUAAGAACCUGACGAGAGCUUCAACCAGAGCAAAAAUAAAUUCAGAAUAAAUCGGGCAGUAAUUAUUAGUCUCGUGCAGUAAACUCACACAUGUGGUUCUAACGCGAUGAUGUGGCGUUAUUUUUGUGCCACUAAUCUGAGCACACGUAAGAAAAAUUUGCAAGUUUUGCAUUUUGAGGAGAAAUUUGUUUUGAGCGAAGAAAAGCUAAAUCUGAGCAAACAAAACUCAUCGCUGCGUGCAAAAACUGUGUUUCAGUGUUUGCUAUUAUCCACACACACACAACAGCAG
Molecule: messenger RNA, 4251 nt
Organism: Pundamilia nyererei
Lineage: Eukaryota; Metazoa; Chordata; Actinopteri; Cichliformes; Cichlidae
Product: inactive ubiquitin carboxyl-terminal hydrolase 54-like
Exons: 17
Coding region: 974-3883 (969 amino acids)
Biological process (GO): protein deubiquitination
Molecular function (GO): cysteine-type deubiquitinase activity
Source: RefSeq, a predicted model, not a curated record